AUGGAAACACAGCCGCAAACGCAACCAACCCAACAAUCGCCGCUAACACAGCCGCUGUCAAACGCGACCGGCGACUCCAACCGAAUAUGCCGUCUUCUCUGUCUGACGGGGCAACUCCAACCCUACGAUUUAUUGCUUGAUCAUCCAAUCGUCAAGAGUAAAAUGACGUGGACUUUUGGACGUGGGUCCGAUUGCGAUUUGGUCAUUGGACAAGGACACAUGCGUGUCCUGAGCAGACAUUUCAGAAUAUGGCUUGAAGUGGGAAAGACUAGCGUGUGGAUCACGGAUAUAAGCACCAACGGAACGUACUUGAAUGGCGUUCGAUUAGUUAAGCUGCAAAAAUUUAUGUUGAAUCAAGGCGACGAGAUUAGUGUAGGUGUGGGUAAAGAAACCGACGUUAUAAAGUUUAUUGUCUUGUUUAGUGAUGCAUUCAACCCAACUACCCUGGCAAGCUCGAACAUAAGUGAUGAAGACCAACUGGGUAUUCAUCGUGACUUCAUAAUCAAAAAUGAAACUAUAGGCCAGGGGGCAUUUGCCACAGUUAAAAAGGCAGUGGAGAGAAAUACUGGUGAAGCAUAUGCCGUCAAGAUUAUUAAUAGAAGAAAAGCAUUGAAUACUGGUGGUGGUGAUGCCAUGACUGGUGUAGAACGGGAGUUGUCGAUUUUGGGCAAGUUAGAUCAUCCAAAUAUCGUGAAGAUGAAGAGUUUUUAUGAAGAUAUGGACAAUUAUUAUAUUGUGAUGGAAUUGGUCCCAGGUGGGGAUUUGAUGGAUUUUGUAGCUGCCAACGGUGCUAUUGGUGAAGAUGCUACCCAAGUUAUAACCAAACAAAUCUUGGAAGGUAUAGCGUAUGUGCAUAAAAAGGGAAUAUCUCACCGUGAUUUGAAACCAGACAACAUUCUUAUCAAACAGGAUGAUCCCAUUUUGGUCAAGAUAACCGAUUUUGGAUUAGCUAAAUUCAGUGACAACACUACAUUCAUGAAAACAUUUUGUGGAACGUUAGCAUAUGUGGCUCCUGAAGUGAUUACUGGGAAAUACGGACUGUCACAAACUCCAGAUCUGCUUCUGCUGCUGCCCAAGAACAACUAUUCUUGUUUGGUAGACAUCUGGUCGCUAGGAUGUUUAGUGUAUGUUCUCUUGACAUCUCAUUUGCCAUUCAAUGGGAAAACCCAAGCUAACAUGUUCACCAAGAUCAAACGAGGAGAGUUCCAUGAGGCACCUUUGAAUUCGUACGAAGUGUCUCAGGAAGGACGAGACUUUCUUGAAUGUUGUCUUCAAGUGAACCCACGUCUUCGAAUUACUGCUGAGGAAGCACUUAAACAUAAGUGGUUGGCCGAUGUAUAUACCGAGGAGUCACAGCAAUUGAGUCUUUCACAAUCACAGUCGCAACAAUCGAGAAAGAUCGACAAUGGAAUACCUAUAGAUACCUCCAUGAGUAAAAUUGACGAGGAUAUAAUGUUACGUCCGUUGGAUCAAAAGAAGAAACAUAAUCAAGAGUUCAAAGUGCCUAAGCGGGUGGUACCAUUAUCACAACCCCAUGCCGUUCCUCAUCCUCGAGCUUCUCCAAUUGAAGAGAUCACAAAUAAGGGAAAGCGAGACCGAGAACAUCCUCCUCUGGCAUCUGAAAAUGGCAAACGUUCCAAGAUACGCAAGUUUGAAGCAUUGAGUAUCCACGAGCCUUCGUACUUGAAGAAUAAUGAGUUGCUGGACAUCAAAGAAGAGUCUGCAACUCUGAAUAUUAAUGAAGAUGCAUUUAUCACGUUGGAGCCUUUGCCGGGAUCGCUUUGUGGUCGGGCCAUUUCUAUUAAUAAACCGGUGUUUUCCAUUGGCAGAAGUGAUGCGUGUGAUUUCGAAUUUAAUGACGAUCGAUUAUCGAAAAUCCAUUGUUUGAUUCAUAAAAGUGAGAAUGACGGGAUUUGGUUGUUGGACAUGAGCACAAACUCAUGCAUUAUAAAUAGUACGAUUAUUGGAAGAGAUAAAAAGGCGAAAUUAACGAGUGGUCAAUCGUUGUACUUGUUUCAAGACCAUAAAUCAGAUGAGCAAGUUGGGUUUAAGGUAGUAAUACACAAUGAAUCAGGUGAGGACGACAGUCAAUCAGAUGUUGAUAUUUUCCCUCAAGAUACUCGUGAUAGACAAUUCAAGAAUGUUGUCUUGCGUGAAGGCGCUUUGAAUCCUUCACUGGGGAUGUUUUACUAG
Spathaspora passalidarum NRRL Y-27907 is the source of this 2193-nucleotide messenger RNA. RefSeq names its product serine/threonine/tyrosine protein kinase (gene RAD53). Gene Ontology annotation, biological process: meiotic recombination checkpoint signaling; DNA repair; protein phosphorylation. The transcript has a single exon. NCBI's taxonomy places the organism in Eukaryota, Fungi, Ascomycota, Pichiomycetes, Serinales, Debaryomycetaceae. Gene Ontology annotation, cellular component: cytoplasm; nucleus. Gene Ontology annotation, molecular function: protein serine/threonine/tyrosine kinase activity; ATP binding; protein binding. The coding region runs from base 1 to 2193 and encodes 730 amino acids. The record is from RefSeq and is a predicted model, not a curated record.